UAUGAUAACCACGAUUUAAGAAUUUAAGAUAUAUUUUAAAUCCUGAUAACUGGAACGUCUAGAAAACCGUGGUCUGGAAGUCUGGACCCUGGAAUAGUGGAACGACAUUCGUCAUUCGUGGUCGGUACUCGGUAUAGUCCGCGAUAUACUAUUUUACUUAUAAUUUAUGGUCUGAUGAUGAGUGAAUUGCGCUGAGGUGCUGUCAAGGUGUCAAAAAUCGAUAUUUUGAUACUCGACAACUUUCGGAGUAGAUAGUGAUUUUAAUUUUUAAGCAAUCAUUACUGUAUGAACCAGUGAACGUGAACCGGAGCACUAAUACCAGAAAUCGUACAGCUCAAUAGUGCGGAGUUAAAUGAUGUUAUGAAAACUUGUAAAAAUGGAUAACCAAUGUGCUCCAUUCCCAAACAGUAAAAAAAACAAAUUUAUGAAUGCUAAAAAGAGACCUCUUCAAUCCAAAGAAUUUUACAAACACAAAAAAUUUAAAUCAAACAAAGAUUUUAACAUUGUUACAUUGUUCAAAACAGAGUUGCAAAGAAUUUUAAUAAAUUCUAAUGAGUUAAACACAACUAUAACAGACAUUCAACCUUACGGAUCAAGAAUUUCAGGUCUUAACAUUUCUGACAGCGAUGUUGACUUUAAUAUAAACUAUGUUUCAAAAUCUUCAGCCAAAAAUGUGAUAAAAUCAUUUGCCAAUAAACUUCGUCAAAGUCAAGUAUUUAUUAAGGUGUUUCCUUUAAUUGGUGCUAAAAUACCUAUUAUAAAAUGCACUCAUCUAAAUACUGGUGUUGAUUGUGAUAUAUCAUUUAAUAAUAUCAGUGCAGUUCAUAAUUCUCAUCUUCUUAAUCACAUUUUAAGUAUGGACUAUCGUAUUAAACCAGUUUUAAUGAAGUUAAAGAUAUGGGCUAAAAAUAUUGGGCUGAUUAAUACAAACGGAUUUUCUAGUUAUUCAUUCUAUUGGCUAGGAUUAUUUAUCAUGCAAGUUUUGGGAUUAUUACCAGCAAUUCGUGAUUUACAAAAAUCUGUUCCAGAAAUUCUAGUUGGUCAAUGGAAUUGUGCGUUUUCCAAAAAACCACAAGAUGAUAUUGUUAAAAAACAAGAAACUUUAAGUGAAAAUGACAUAUUGAAUACUUUCUAUAAAUAUUAUUCAAAUUUUGAUUUUAAUAAAUUUGUGAUAAGUCCAUACACUGGUUAUCCAUUACUUAAAACGGAUUUUGAAAAUGUAGAACAACUUCCAGAUGAACUAUGGAGGUAUAAACAAUUUUAUAAAGAAAACCAGGAAUGCCAAAAGUUGUUAUUUUUGGGUUCUUGUCCAUUCAAAAUGUACACUCAAGAUCCAUUUCAGCAUAAUGUAAAUAUUACUGCAAGAGUGACUCCAAAAGUAUUUGAAAAGUUUAUUAAUGCUUGUGCAGAAUUAAAAACAAAAAACAACUUAAGCUAACAUUUAGCUUUAAUAGUUUAAGAUAAAAUGUCUGUAUUGUAUUUUAAGCAUUUUUUAAUACUUAAAACUGUGAUAUUUUAAACAAAUUUUUUUUUUUAAUAAAUCUGAUACACUAUA
This is a messenger RNA of Aphis gossypii (cotton aphid), 1555 nucleotides long. RefSeq names its product terminal uridylyltransferase Tailor-like. The transcript is spliced from 5 exons. Gene Ontology annotation, molecular function: RNA uridylyltransferase activity. The record is from RefSeq and is a predicted model, not a curated record. NCBI's taxonomy places the organism in Eukaryota, Metazoa, Arthropoda, Insecta, Hemiptera, Aphididae. Bases 377 to 1438 code for a protein of 353 amino acids.